Messenger RNA from Engraulis encrasicolus (European anchovy), 1411 nucleotides. RefSeq lists its product as uncharacterized. Gene Ontology annotation, molecular function: zinc ion binding; nucleic acid binding. Lineage: Eukaryota; Metazoa; Chordata; Actinopteri; Clupeiformes; Engraulidae. The record is from RefSeq and is a predicted model, not a curated record.
UCCUCCUCCUCCUCCUCCUCCUUUCCCUUUACCUCCUCCUCCUUCUCUUCCUCUUCCUACUCCUCCUCCCUCUGCUUUUCCUUAUCCUCCUCCUCCUCCUCCUCCUCAUCCUCCUCCUCCUUAUCCUCCUCCUCCACCUCCUCCUCAUCCUCUCUCUUUACCACCUCCUCCUCCUCCUCCCCCUCCUCCUCAUCCUCUCUCUUUACCACCUCCUCCUCCUCCACCUCCUCCUCUUCCUCCUCCUCCUCCUCUCUCUUUACCACCUCCUCCUCCUCCUCCACCUCCUCCUCCUCCUCCUCCUCCUCCUCUCCUCUCCUCUCCUCCACCUCCUCCUCCUCCACCACCUCCUCCUCCUCCUCCUCCUCCUCCGCCUCCUCCUCCUCCUCCGCCUCCUCCUCUCUUUACAGUAGUGGUAGUGGUGGCUGUUGUAGUAGUAGUAGCAGUAGUAGUAGUUGUAGUAGUAGUAGGAAUAGUAGUAAUAGUAGUAGUUCCUCCACAGCCACAUCCUCCAACACGCCAUCAGAGUCCCGCCCUGUGCCCAGCCGUGAGCCCCGCCUGCCAACGCCAGAGAGGUACAGUGGAGACCCAAAAGGCUGCAGGGGUUUUCUGACCCAGUGUCAUCUGUCCUUCGACCUCCAGCCUGCUGCCUACCCGACAGAGCACUCUAGAGUGGCCUAUGUUAUCACCCUAUUGACCGGAAAAGCCCUGGCCUGGGCUACAGCUCUCUACGAAAGCAAAAGCUCUGUCUGCGGAUCCUUCGAAUCCUUCUCCAAGGAGAUGUUGAAGGUCUUCUCCCCAGAGGUCAGUAGUCGCACAGCAGCCAACAAACUACUUCAGCUUCGUCAGGGGCGCCAGUCUGCUGCGGACUAUGCCAUUCAGUUCCGCACCCUAGCAGCGGAGAGCGGCUGGGGUGAGCAGGCCUUGCUCGCUACAUUCUACUGUGGUUUGGCUGACCGCAUUAAAGAUCAGCUAGCUUCGUGGGAGGAGGCCGAAAACCUUGAGUCACUGAUCUCCCGAGUCAUCCGGCUGGACAAUCGGCUGCAGGAAAGAAACAAAGCCCCAAGAAGCAUGUUCUCCUUUGCAGUUCCAGCCCAUAGCACCCCAGCAGUCGACUCUUCUGAUGGAGGCCCAGAGCCCAUGCAGCUGGGGGGAACCCGACUGUCACAGGCGGAACGUGAGAGGCGCAUGAAGGAGCGCUGCUGCCUCUACUGCGGAAAGCCAGGACACUUUCGCAGCACCUGCCCGGAGCUUCAGGGAAAAGCCAAACCCCGUCCAGCCCCAGGAGAUCUGUGACGGGGGUGACAUCAUCUCCUGGUCUCCCUACAACCGGAUUCUUUGUUCCUGUCACACUCUCCUGGGAUGACCAGUCACACACUCUGCAGGCCUUUGUUGACUCUGGGGCUGCUGGCAA